UGCUAAUUAUUGACCUCUGUAGGCGUAAGUGAAGGAGAUAUUGAAUUUCAGCCUCGGGUCCAUCUAAACCUCGCGAUCCCAUUGAUCGCAUCAUAAAGAGCCUGACGUCCCUGACGACGAACUUCAUACGGCCGAAAAUCUUUGAUUAGAUGCAACACUGAAACCAAGAACUAGGAAGUGAGGUAAUGUCCUGUUAACAAGCUUUUUAAUUAAGUUUGUUCCGUAACCCGUGUGAGUGACCAGUAACUUGGCUAGCUAGGCAGUUAGUGUUAGCUAGCUAGCUAACUCUGUUAACAGCAGUAACACUAGCUAGCUAGCUUAACGUUACCUAGCAACAGCUAUCGUGAUUAACCUAACGUUAGCUAACCUAGCUAGAUGACCUAAUCGAGUAACGUUGAGUUUGGUCACGGUUUAAGAUCAUUAUUAUCAUUUCUUUAUUUUCACAACUGUCUGAGUCUUUUUUGUUUUGAAGUAGGUCUGUAUAGUUUGUUUAACGUCAUCAACUUUAGUUUUAGUGAAAACACCAUGAACACUGUUGUUGCCUCUGGGGUUCAAAAACAAAGACAGUCGACCAGCAAACAAGAUUCUGCACGUCAACAGGACGCCUCUGGAAAAGGAAAUUGCAAAGAGGAUGCUGUUAAUUCAUGCAAUAAUACAGAGGCUCUUCUUAAGUGCUCAUACAGAAGCUUGAAUGAGCUUCCUUCAGAUGCACCCAUAAUCCCGAUGGUUGCAGAAAUGUUUUCAGACAAAGGAAAUGCCUCCACUACUGUGCCACUAAGCCCCUUCUACAAUGCCAACUCAAGCCGACUUCUUGCCUUCAACCCAGAUGGCAGCAUCCAAUUUGGCAGUAGCCAGCAGGGGUAUCAGCCUUUCACCAUGUCCACUUCAGGAGCCCCACAGGCUCAGUACUGUUUUGUGCCUGGCAACAAGGUGGUAGUCCAAGGUACUACUGGAGACAUGUCAGCGUAUCAGAUCCGUUCACCCACCACCAGCCUACCACAGGGUGUAGCCAUGGCCGGGUCACCAGGAUCCUUGUACAGCCCUCAGCAGCUGGCCGAGGAGGCCUCGCGUAAGAGGGAGCUCCGCCUGAUGAAAAACAGGGAAGCUGCCCGGGAAUGCCGCCGCAAGAAGAAAGAGUAUGUCAAAUGUCUUGAGAAUCGGGUUGCUGUGCUCGAAAAUCAAAACAAGAUGCUCAUCGAAGAACUCAAGGCUCUAAAAGACUUGUAUUCUCACAAGAUUGAAUAACGUUAAGGCCAUUUGAGGCUUAAAAAAAACUGUGCUGUUCGCAGGUUUCUGCAAACAUCUGGGCAUAAGCGCGUUCACUCAGUGUCUAGCCACUGCUCACAAUGGCUGAAAAAAGGCCACGGUUGCAUCACCCAUAUAGUUCAAUGUGUUGAAGACAAGUGUGUCUGUGUGCACCUGUUGGUGAUGUUAGAGAGCUGAUUUCUUGCUUUGCUCUGGAGCCAGUGAAUGUGGUAUGUUGCCUUUGUCACUUGUGCUUUUUGCAGGGAGGCAGCUAAAGAGUGUCGUCGCAGGAAGAGAGAGUAUGUACGGUGCCUAGAGGCCCGCGUCACCAUGCUGGAGUUGCAGAACAAGAAGCUCAUCAGUGAGUUACAGAACAUGAAGGAAUUGUAUGCUGGAAAGUCCA
Pygocentrus nattereri (red-bellied piranha) is the source of this 1648-nucleotide messenger RNA. It is a transcript of the gene cremb, whose product is annotated as cAMP responsive element modulator b. The record is from RefSeq and is a predicted model, not a curated record. Gene Ontology annotation, cellular component: nucleus; ATF4-CREB1 transcription factor complex. Lineage: Eukaryota; Metazoa; Chordata; Actinopteri; Characiformes; Serrasalmidae. Gene Ontology annotation, molecular function: DNA-binding transcription factor activity, RNA polymerase II-specific; RNA polymerase II cis-regulatory region sequence-specific DNA binding. Gene Ontology annotation, biological process: regulation of transcription by RNA polymerase II. The transcript has 6 exons. Bases 526 to 1245 code for a protein of 239 amino acids.